Bombus huntii is the source of this 3089-nucleotide messenger RNA. RefSeq names its product RNA-binding protein with serine-rich domain 1-A-like. Gene Ontology annotation, cellular component: cytoplasm; nucleoplasm; ASAP complex. Gene Ontology annotation, molecular function: RNA binding. NCBI's taxonomy places the organism in Eukaryota, Metazoa, Arthropoda, Insecta, Hymenoptera, Apidae. Bases 246 to 1226 code for a protein of 326 amino acids. The transcript is spliced from 7 exons. Gene Ontology annotation, biological process: mRNA splicing, via spliceosome. The record is from RefSeq and is a predicted model, not a curated record.
AACAUAAUUAUUAAAAGACACUAACAAUAUAUAUCUUUAAUAAUUUUUAGUUUCAAGUAGUUACGGUAUUAAAAACCACGGUUUAUCACAAUGGUAAAAUACUUUUCAUGCAUGUAUUUUUGAACACAACUGUACAAAUAGGAAAAACAUAAUAUGGCCGCAACCCGGCGGGAAUAACGACGCGAGCGCCGUGUCAUUUUAGUGGGCCGAAACCACACCUAUAAUCUGAAGAUUUAUAUCAUACUAUGAUGGCACGCAGCCGUAAAGAUAGCACGGGUAAAAGUGACUCUGAAGUCACAGAUAAAGAAAAUAAGAGGGAAAGAGGUAGAGAAAGGGAUAGAAAAAAGCGGGCUGCCUCAACGUCUAGCAGUGGCAGUAGUUCUUCUGAUAGUAGCUCAGGAUCAUCGUCCACAAGCAGUGGAAGCAGUUCCAGAUCAAGCUCUACUUCAAGUACUACCUCUACCAGUUCAGCAAGUUCUUCUGGAAGUUCUAGGGAUAGGGGAAGAAAAAGAAGCAGAAGCAAGAGUGUAGAUGCUUCGCGUAGACAUGAUAAUAAAGAAAAAGAAAGGGAAAAGGAAAGAGAAAGAGAAAGGGAUAGAGACAGGGACAGAGACAGGGACAGAGAAAAAGAUAAAAAGAAGAGCAGUAAUUCUGUAAUUGAUAAACCGAAACCCAAAGGACGCUCUAGAUCACCUUCACCACGUAGAAAACGUAGGGAAAGAUCACCAAUUCCUAGACCAACAAAAAUACAUAUUGGACAUUUAACCCGUAAUGUUACUAAAGAACAUAUUAUGGAAAUCUUUUCUACAUAUGGUCAGAUAAAAAUGGUCGAUUUUGCAAUGGAUAAGCUUCAUCCCAAUCAAGGACGAGGCUUUGCUUAUGUGGAGUUUGAAACAGCAGAUGAAGCUGAGAACGCAAUGAAACACAUGGAUGGUGGACAAAUAGACGGUCAGGAAAUUACUGCUGCCCCAGUAUUAUUACCAAAACCACGACCGUUACCGAUGCGGAGGAUGUCACCUUUAAUGGGAAGAAGAGCGCCUCCCCGAUGGGGUGGUGGAGGUAGAAAUACUCCUCCUCGUUAUCGGAGACGUUCACCACCAAUUAAUCGUCGCAGAAGCCCACGGCCACCAAGACGUAGACCAAGAACUCGUUCGCGUAGUCCCCCAAAUAAUCCACGACAUCGGCACCGUCGCUACACGAGAUCAAGCUCUAGCAGUUCUCGAUAGCAACCUUUUUUGUACAUAUAAAACAAGAGCUGAAUUUGACCAAAGUCAGUUCGUUCUGAUUGGUCGUCUUAAUAUAUUAAGCAAAACAAUUUUUACCAAUUCAUUCAUUCGUAUUGACUGGGAAAGUGUAUUAUGCAUUCAAAAAUACACUAUACUUGUCCACAACGGUGUUCAUGACAAUUUACGUUUUCGUCAAUGACUAAAACACCGUCCGUGGUCCGCAAGUUCUGUUUUUGAAAUAUAUCGAUUUCACACGUGAUAAGUAUAUUGCUAUUGAUUGGUACCUGAAGGCCGAUGACCCCGGAUAAAAGAAUGUAUUCUGAGACAUUGUCAUACACGAUAGUAUUAAAUAUAAAACAUGAAGACUUCAGAAGAAAUAUUAUUACUAAAUAUUAUAACAUAAGUACGUAAUAUGUAAGCGUAAUCUCGUAAAGAAAUAUAAAAAGUUUAAACCUUUUUGUCGUAAAGUAUAGUGGCAGUGUGUCUAUUUAUAAACUAGUAAUAUUUUUUCUGAGGUCUUUAUGAACUGUUUAAAUGUUUCAGGCUUGGUAGAAGUACUAGAAACGACAGAUUUGAUAGAAACUAUGAUUAUUAGACCCUUUUACAAAGAAUCAAUUUUAGAAAAAACCUAUUCACACAAAAUCCUCUUUUAUACUCCUCAAUAUCUACAAGAACAGAAUCAUUGCAUCACAUUGCAACCUUGUAUCGAUGAAAAAUAUCUACAAUUUUUAACUUGCAUAUGGUCGUUAAUUAUAUAAUACACAUUUUUUAUGGUGACUUUACAAUAUGAACGAAACAGUUUAAAGAGCCUGAUUAUUUAACAGAAGUAAGUAUAUUUUUGGAGAAUUUUCGAAUGUAGCCUGGUCCAUGGCACGAAUAUUUUAUUUUGUUUUUCUUCUUAAGAGAGAUCUUGAAUUAGCUCUCUGGUAACAUAACUACGUAUAUGGCUGAUAAAUUGAGAGGACGAUGAAACAAGGAUAUAAAACAAUAUUUCUUUUUCAAUUUUGAUAGGUACAAAAUCAGAAGUUGCAAUAUCUCUACAUAGCGUUAAUUGUGUUUUUGAUUAAAGCACUUUGGCACGGACAAACUGCUUUUGUAUCUGUUUACUCACAAAUCCUAUAAUUUUCCUGACAAAUAUAAAUUUUUUUUCAUUUUAUUUUAUUGCAAAAUGUAUUGCAGUAGAUAGAUUAUCUCUGCUUAUAAUUUCUCGAAAAAGAAUUUGAUUUACAAUUUGUGUUUGUUAUUCUCCUUAUAAUUACGACGAAAAAUAACUGCAAUACUUUUAAAUAAUCUUACGUUUUAUACAUAUCACAGGAAGCACCAGAGUGCGAUUCUAAUUUGCAUGCAAAUGAAAAAGGAAAAGCGAGCUUGUGCUGCCAAAAGCCAAAGAUAUCAGUUUUUUUGCCCCCUCGUACGUGUUUUUUAGUAUUAUUCCUACGGUACAAAUUAAUCUCUAUGGAAAAAAAAGAAACAUGUAACUUUUCUUUGUUAUAUUAUAUCGAUUAAAUUAGGGCAACUUGUUUUACGAUCGUAUCUGUACGUCAGUAGUAGAGAUUCGUUUAUACGACGCAAUAAAUAAAUAAUUAAAUAAUUUUUGAGUAGUGGUAGAGAUCCGCUUAAGUUUGCUUUUAACUUGGAUUUCUUUCUUUACGUAGCAUCGUCUCGCAUUCUACAAUAUCUAUAAUAUUACACACGAUACUUUUUUUUGUUAACUAUACGCAUAGUUAUCGUAAUGAUUAAAGUUUAUAUCGCUAUGAACAGUCAGAUCCCCGAAACUUAUACAGAAUCACAUAACGACGUCAUUAUUUGUUUUCCCUCUUUUUGUGACCACAUUAUUUCAAUAAAUGCCUUAGUUUAUUUGCA